Messenger RNA from Anopheles aquasalis, 1331 nucleotides. Its product is annotated as corepressor interacting with RBPJ 1. Gene Ontology annotation, biological process: negative regulation of DNA-templated transcription. Gene Ontology annotation, cellular component: nucleus. Gene Ontology annotation, molecular function: transcription corepressor activity. The record is from RefSeq and is a predicted model, not a curated record. Lineage: Eukaryota; Metazoa; Arthropoda; Insecta; Diptera; Culicidae.
CCGAAGUCGCUUCACAAGUGAGAAAUUUUUAAGUUUUUUGGAGGUUUUUGAUGAAAAUAAAGGUGGUAAGAGUGAAUUCAAGCCGCUUCCCAUCCGCCGAUCCACGGUUAACCGCGCACUACUCCAAACGAAGCGGAAACGGAGUGAAAAUCGCGAAAAACGAAGUGAAAACCGUGAAAAAAGUGUUUUUUUCUGUGAAAUAAAGAUGGGGAAAGGGUUUAAUAACUACAUGUGCAAGAAGUUCUUCCACCCGGCAUCCAGGGAUAACCUAAAGCGGGUAUGGAUGGCGGAACAGCAGGCCGAGGCUUACAAAAAGAAGCAGGAGGAACUUCGGAACCAGUACGAGAAGGAACAAGAGUUGCACGAUAACAAAGCGAUGCUUAGCAAGGACAGCAAGGAUAAGCUGAGCGUCAACUUCAUGUACGAACUGCCCCCCGGGAUGAGGAAAGAACAGGAGCCAGACAAUGGCGAGUCGGAGUUUAAGUUCGAAUGGCAACGCAAAUACAACGCGCCCCGCGAAAGCUACUGCAAAGGAGACACGGAAAUCCGGGACCAACCGUUCGGAAUCCAAGUGCGGAACGUGCGCUGCAUUAAAUGCCACAAGUGGGGCCACAUAAACACGGACAAAGAAUGCACCAUGUACAGUUUGUCGAUGAGCGAAGCGAAGAAGAUCCAUUCCGAAGCCGAAGCGAAUCAGAUUCUAUCCAAGGGCGAAUUGGAGCAACAGCUGCGGGACGAUGGGUUGGCUAUGAAGCGCAGUGCCCAGGAACUAGUUACCUCUCACAAGUUAAUAGGUGAACCCGAGGGAGAACAGACCGCACCAGAAACGGAAUUCAUACGAUCGUUGACGAAGAAACAGAAAAAGAAACUUCUGAAGAAACUAGAGAAAAUCGAAAAACGACAAAAAUCGGCUAAACGGAAGCAUCACAAGAAGCGCUCAUCUAGUUCUAGCAGAGAUUCGUCUUCGUCCUCAUCCGAUGAGUCUGAUUCUGCCCACACGAAGCAAAAGAUAAGCAAAUCAUCGACGCAUAAGAAAAGUCAUCAGCAUAAAGAGCGCAAGAGGUAUCGCAGCCGGUCAAGGUCCCCACGUACGAGCCAUUCUUACCAUGAUCCCCGUAACGGCAAGGAACCAAAACGAUUCGCAAAAUAACCAACAGAACCAACCAACGGAACUAUCAUAUCAUGCCUAUUGGUGCUCGGCACGGGAUGCUUCCCGUUUUUCUGAAAACGCUACCAAUCGAUGGCUUGGGAGGAAGUCAAUCUGUGCUCAACAUAUCGUUUAUAGGCGUAUACAAUUGAAAUAGAAAUCCCCCGGCCCGACGGCACCACGG